Messenger RNA from Danaus chrysippus (African queen), 429 nucleotides. The record is from the annotation of a GenBank genome assembly. Lineage: Eukaryota; Metazoa; Arthropoda; Insecta; Lepidoptera; Nymphalidae.
UUGGACGAUCAGUUGGACGACCAGUUGGACGAUCAGUUGGACGAUCAGUUGGGCGACCAGUUGGACGAUCAGUUGGACGAUCAGUUGGACGAUCAGUUGGACGAUCAGUUGGACGAUCAGUUGGACGAUCAGUUGGACGAUCAGUUGGACGAUCAGUUGGACGAUCAGUUGGUCGAUCAGUUGGACGAUCAGUUGGUCGAUCAGUUGGACGAUCAGUUGGUCGAUCAGUUGGACGAUCAGUUGGACGAUCAGUUGGUCGAUCAGUUGGACGAUCAGUUGGUCGAUCAGUUGGUCGAUCAGUUGGUCGAUCAGUUGGACGAUCAGUUGGUCGAUCAGUUGGACGAUCAGUUGGUCGAUCAGUUGGUCGACCAGUUGGACGAUCAGUUGGACGAUCAGUUGGUCGAUCAGUUGGUCGACCAGUUGAUCUAA